Messenger RNA from Microbotryum saponariae, 2795 nucleotides. The record is from the annotation of a GenBank genome assembly. Lineage: Eukaryota; Fungi; Basidiomycota; Microbotryomycetes; Microbotryales; Microbotryaceae.
AUGACGACCAUCAACAAGGCGAUCGCGCCCGUGCCGACGGCACAAGAGUUCCUCGAUGUUAUCCUUUCCAAGGUACGUCAUUUCCCAAGGCAUGGUGGCCGUCGGCGAGCCUGGGACGCGCGAACCUCUUCGACCCACUCGGCUGCGAAGGACGGGGGAAUUGGCCCCCGCGCGGCCGUCACUGGUACUGAUCGCCGAGCCCAGUCUCGUUUCGAGGGACAAUAGCAGCUUACGGUUGUGUUCCUCUCCCCGAAAAAUGCUUGAUUCCGAUAGACGCAACGCAAGACGCCCACCGUCAUCCGAAGUGGUUUCAAGAUCACGCGUAUUCGCUCCUUCUACAUGCGCAAGGUGAGCGGCCUCCCCACUUUCGGGCGACGAACUGGCGCCGAGGGUGGUUAACGGUGGACUAUAUCUUGUCAAUUCUCUCGCGCAGGUCAAGUUCACGCAGCAGUCGUUUGAAGAGCGCUUGGACCAGAUUUUGAGCGAGUUCCCGAUCAUGGAGGUGAAUAAUUGGACUGAUUGCGAGUGAGCGUUCGUCAACCAACCAUCCUGACCAAUUCGUUCUGGCGCCGCAUCAUCUAUAGAACCUCCACCCCUUCUUGUCCUCGCUCCUCAAUGUUCUGUACGACAAAAAUCAUUACAAACUCGCGCUGGGUCAGCUCAAUACCGCGCGCCACCUCAUCGUUUCGGUCGGCAAGGACUACUGCCGCCUCCUCAAGUUCGGUGACAGUCUGUUCCGAUGCAAGCAGCUCAAAAAGGCCGCCUUGGGUCGGUAAGUACGCAACUUCAGUCGCAGUUCCACCCGGGAAGCCGAAGCUGACGCCGAAGCUGACCCGUCUGCUUGCACUGUGCAGAAUGGCCACCAUUAUGCGAAGACAAAAGGACCCUCUCGCCUAUCUCGAGCAAGUUCGCCAGCACAUGUCUCGUCUACCGAGCAUCGAUCCGACAACCCGCACGUUGCUGGUGUGCGGAUACCCCAACGUCGGAAAGUCGUCUUUCGUCAACAAGAUCACGCGGGCCGACGUCGAUGUGCAGCCUUACGCCUUCACAACCAAGAGCUUGUUUGUCGGCCAUAUGGACUACAAGUACCUGCGCUGGCAGGUGAUUGACACCCCCGGGGUGCUGGACCAUCCGCUGGAGGAGAUGAACACGAUUGAAAUGCAGAGCAUCACCGCGCUCGCGCAUCUACGCAGUUGUGUCAUGUACUUUAUGGAUCUCAGUGAACAGUGUGGCUACACCGUCGAAGCCCAAGUAGGUCGUCGCGCCCUUCCGGCCUGAAGCUCUCGCCGCAGAUUACAGUUUCUUGUACUGAUAUUCCACCUUUGGGGGUCUCCUCCAGUGUCAACUAUAUCAAUCGAUCAAGCCCUUGUUCACCAACAAGCCCACCUUCAUCGUCGUCAACAAGAUUGACGUCACUCGCCCCUCGGACCUGGACCCGACCCGACGAGCCAUGCUAGACGCCAUCCUUGCGGAAGGCAACGUCCAGUUGCUCGAGCUCUCCUGCGUCUCCGAAGAGGGUGUGAUGGGCGUGAGGAACGCUGCGUGUGAUGCGCUCCUCCAACACCGAGUGGAAAGCAAGGAAAAGACGAAGCGAGUCGACAACGUGGCGAACCGUGUUCGCGUCGCUGUUCCCGUCAAGCGCGACACUGUGGACCGAACGCCCUUCAUUCCGGAUGCCGUUAAGACGCGCAAGACUUACGACAAGAACGACCCGGAGCGUCGACGACUUGAGCGUGACGAGGAGGCGGAGAACGGAGGCGCUGGCGCAUACAUGAUGAACUUGAAGAGUCAGUCAUCACGCGCGUCCCCAGCCGCCGAUUUUACCGCUAGGUGAUUCAAACUGACGUGCGCAACCAUGACCACAUUUGUACAGAGCACUACCUUUUGGCCAAAGACGAUUGGAAAUACGAUGUCAUGCCCGAAUUGCAAGACGGCAAGAACGUCGCAGACUUUAUCGAUGCCGAUAUCGUGGCUCGACUGGAGGAGCUUGAAGCCGAGGAGGAGCGCUUGGAAGCUGCUGGAUUUUACGACGAGGAUACAGACGAGGUGGGUGGGGUGGUGCAACGAAGGGCAAUAAUUGGCCAUGGAACUGACCCGUGGGCUGAUCUUCUUCAUGCGCAGGAUUCGGACGAAGAGGCUAUCCGCACCGCGGCGUCGACAAUUCGCGACAAGAAAGCGAAUAUCCGUCUCCUCAACCAGCAAAAAGACAAGCUCCAGAACCGGCCCAUCAUCCCUCGAACCGUACAACGACGAACGCUUUCCGAGAUGACGUCCAAGCUGUCCGAAGCGGGUUACGAUGCGACCAACUUGGAAGAACGUGCCAAGAUGUUGGCCAAGGCCCGCGGCCUCAUCGGUCGCAAGCGAGAGGCCGGUGAGAUGGACAUUGACGAGUUCGACGAGGGGGCAGAUGAUGGCGAGGCGGACUGGGUCGAAGCGGACGAGAGCAUGGACCAGGACGGCCCGCGGAAACGAUCCAAGACGGGCACCAAGUCCAUCGUCCCCAGUGGCAAGAGGCUGCCCACCAAAGAUCGACAAGUCGCAGGUCUGCGCGAUGCGGAACAGGCGGCCAAGGCCGUGCGCCUGCGCCAGCUGUACCAGCGCGAACCGAAUCGUUUGGCCAAAGCCUCCGAAUCAGAUCGUCACAUUCGUACAAAGAUGCCCAAAGUCAGGCGAACCACCCCUUCCUGUCGCAUUGGCUGCCGUAAUCACAAAACUGACCGAACCCCCUUUGUCCUUGGCACUUACAGCAUUUGUUUUCGGGCAAGAGAAAGGCGGGCAAGACGAACCACAGGUGA